Messenger RNA from Girardinichthys multiradiatus, 2843 nucleotides. It is a transcript of the gene mgat1b, whose product is annotated as alpha-1,3-mannosyl-glycoprotein 2-beta-N-acetylglucosaminyltransferase b. Gene Ontology annotation, cellular component: Golgi apparatus. The coding region runs from base 903 to 2441 and encodes 512 amino acids. The transcript has 3 exons. NCBI's taxonomy places the organism in Eukaryota, Metazoa, Chordata, Actinopteri, Cyprinodontiformes, Goodeidae. The record is from RefSeq and is a predicted model, not a curated record. Gene Ontology annotation, biological process: protein N-linked glycosylation. Gene Ontology annotation, molecular function: alpha-1,3-mannosylglycoprotein 2-beta-N-acetylglucosaminyltransferase activity.
UGUUAAAUUUUCAUCAUGACAUUAUGGAAAAUAAUGAACUUUACCACAAUAUGCUAAUAUUUUGAGAAGGACCUGUAUACUUUAUGCUAUACCAUUUGUUCCAAUGUAACUAACUUUGAAUGUGUAGCACCUGUUUUUCUCAUAAAUUACAUUAUUAAACGUAUAAUUUACAGACCUUGACGAUACUUCACUAUUCUGAUCAAGGCUGUUGAAAAGGCUUUCUUGAGGCAACAUUAGAUUGAACAUUAUCUUUUAUUUGGAUUGCAUGGUAGAACAGUGAUUAGCACUGUGCCCUUGCAGCAAGAAGGUCCUAGGUUCCAACCGCCCAAUGCCUUUUCUGCUUGGAGGCUGCAUGUUCUCCGCAUGCAGGCUUGGGUUCUCCAGCUUCCUCCCACAAUGUCAAAACAUGACUUGUAGGUUAAUUGGCCUGAGUGUGUGAGUGGUUGUUUGUUCUGUAUUUUUCUGUUACCUUAUGAUGGACUGGCGACCUGUCCAGGGUGGACCCACCCCUCACCCAAUAACUGCUGGAAUGUUCCUGAGGCAUGCAUUGAUGGAUGAUGGCGAAUAGAUAACCUCAAUGUUUUCACAUUUCUUCAAUCUACAAGACCCCAACUUCACUUUUUUGUCGUCUCAAAGCUGAAUCGUUUUACAGCUCAUUGGCCAAACUCUUCAGGAUUUCAUGGGUUGCAGGAAUUCCACAGAAAUAUCAUGCAAAUGUGUUAUAAAUUAGCCAGCUGUCCUCUUGAUACACUCCUGACAAAUACAAAUAAAAUGAAGUGAAAACCAUGUGAGCAGAAAUAUUAUCCCUGUCUAUGUAAUAUUAAAACCUUAGGUUGCUGGACAUUCUUUCUGUUGCCAUCAGAAGUUCCCUACCAUCAUUCAUUUUUUGUGGUCUUUAGGCCAUGGUUCGCAAGAAAAAUUCUUUUAUAUUAUGUGGCGCUUUCUUGUUUGUUGCCUGGAAUGCUUUGCUUCUGCUUUAUCUUUGGGGUCGACCGCCCAUUAGCCAUCUUGGAGAUGGUGGAGGGGCUGAACCAGGGAGAAAUGAUGAGUGGGGUGCAGGCAGGGGUAAAAUUGGUCAAGUCAACCUUGCUGAAGAGAUGAUUCGACUAGCAGAAGAGGUUGAAGUUCAUCUUGAUACUCAGAAAAAGCUACUAAAGCAGAUUGAAAGUCACAGAGCAGUGUGGGCACGGCAGAAGGAUGUUGGGAAAAGGGAAACCGCUUCUAAUAUAAAAGCAGAGGUUCAGCAGCAGCCUCAGAAAACUCCAGAACCUCUCAGAAACAGCAUGGAUGUUAGGGACCAAACCUAUAUACAAAGGCCUGUUAAUUACGUAGCUCCAAGCUUACAUCCAGAACAGGCUAUUGAGAAAAUCAGAAACACUAAAGUGACGACUCCUUUUUCUAGCCCAGAAUUCAUCAUUCCCAUCCUGGUUAUUGCUUGUGACAGAGUCACAGUGAAGCGGAACCUUGACAGACUCAUACAGUACCGCCCUUCUGCAGAACUAUAUCCAAUCAUUGUUAGCCAAGACUGUGGCCAUGCUGAGACCGCUCGUGUGAUUGGUUCAUAUGGAGAGCAAGUGACACAUAUAAAACAACCAGAACUGUCUGACAUCAAAGUCAGGCCAGAGCACAGGAAGUUCCAGGGCUACUACAAAAUCUCCAGACAUUAUCGAUGGGCAUUAAACCAAGUGUUCAACGUGUUCUCCCACUCUACAGUGGUCAUAGUGGAGGAUGACUUGGAGGUGGCACCAGACUUCUUUGAGUAUUUCCGAGCCCUGUAUCCCAUCUUGUGCUCUGACCCUACCCUAUGGUGUGUUUCUGCUUGGAACGAUAAUGGCAGGGAUGCUUUGAUUGAUCCUUCCAAAGCUGAGCUCCUUUACAGAACAGACUUCUUUCCUGGCCUGGGCUGGAUGCUGCUGAAGGAGCUGUGGGACGAACUGGAACCAAAAUGGCCUUCAGCCUUCUGGGAUGACUGGAUGCGUCAACCUGAACAGCGCAAAAACCGCUCCUGUAUAAGACCCGAAAUCUCCCGGACUAUUACCUUUGGCAGGAAAGGUGUCAGUUUAGGCCAAUUCUUUGACCAAUACCUUCGUUAUAUUAGGCUAAACACUGAGUUUGUGCCUUUCACCAAACAGGAUUUGUCAUUUUUGCUAAAGGAUAAGUAUGAUGAAAUCUUUAUUCAAGAGGUUUAUAGCUCCACAUCAGUGAAGAUUGAAGACCUUCAGCACGGGGGUAAUUUAAAAGGACCUGGACCAUACAGGGUGCAGUACUCCAGCAGAGACAGUUUUAAAGUAUUUGCUCGAAAUUUGGGAGUGAUGGAUGACUUAAAAUCUGGAGUUCCUCGCACAGGUUACAGGGGCGUAGUCAGCUUCCUGCAUCGUGGCCGAAGGGUCUUCUUGGCUCCACCAGAGGGCUGGACGCAGUAUGACAUAAGCUGGAGCUGAGAGUUGUUCAGAGUACACAGUAAUUGGUGUAAGACUCACGCCCUCUCAGACCAAAGAAUAUAUGACACACUGAGGGUAACGACACAGAUGAGAAACACAGAUGAGACCUCUCAUCAAUGGAAAAAUAAGAUUGCACAGUUCUUAACAUCAAGGACAACCACACAGAUCUGACAAAUAGGUAAAACCUUUAGGGGAAAAUACCUAAGACACCAUCUUAAAACACUUAGUGGCGAUGUGCCUUGCUUUCUGGACUCAAAUGAGAACUUUAACAGAACAUGCAGAUAUUUCCAGCAGAUGUAGGUGGAAGGAGGAAGUCAAUGAAAAUAAACUCUUGAAGUGAGAAGAGACACAAGAAGUAAAGUCAAAGGUAAAUAUUUGGAAAAUAAAAAGUUAAAUCUGAAA